Messenger RNA from Macrobrachium nipponense, 1013 nucleotides. Its product is annotated as vesicle-associated membrane protein-associated protein B-like. Lineage: Eukaryota; Metazoa; Arthropoda; Malacostraca; Decapoda; Palaemonidae. The coding region runs from base 1 to 873 and encodes 290 amino acids. Gene Ontology annotation, biological process: endoplasmic reticulum membrane organization. Gene Ontology annotation, molecular function: FFAT motif binding. Gene Ontology annotation, cellular component: endoplasmic reticulum membrane; plasma membrane. The transcript has 5 exons. The record is from RefSeq and is a predicted model, not a curated record.
AUGAGUGCCAUUCUCAUGAUCGAAACCUUUCCCCCUUCAAGGAAAAUGCUUUGGGAAAUGCAGAGACAGUUAGCCUCCUUUUUUGAGAGAAAGGAGGCAGAAACUAGUAAAAUAGAAGGAAGGAUAGGUGGCUGCCUAUUAAGAGAACUAGGCAGUCCCCCUGCUCCUACUCCGCUUUUUUCGGCCUUUGAGUCUACUUCUAGUAGCCGAUGCAUUAGAGAACGUGAUUAUGUUCCUCAUGAAAGGGCGUCUAGGAGAGACGAAUUUGACAGAGAAGUGAAAACUACAGCACCACGACGGUACUGUGUACGGCCAAAUUCUGGUUUGGUGGAGCCCCAUGGGGCAGUUAGCGUUGCGGUUAUGCUUCAGCCUUUUGAUUAUGAUCCACAUGAGAAGAACAAACACAAGUUUAUGGUGCAAAGUCUGUUUGCCCCAGAAGGAGAAGUUAAUUUAGAUGGGCUGUUUAAAGAAGCUGAUCAGAGCCAGUUGAUGGACUCCAAACUUAGGUGUGUAUUCGAGUUGCCAAUGGAUGCGCCACAACAGAAUAAUCUUGAUGCAUUGCCCACGCCACAGCCACAAGUCGAAGUUCCCAAACCAUCGCCAAAGGCUAAUAACAUUGAGGCAGAGCUCAAGAAGGCAGGUGAAGAAAUCAAAAGGCUUCGGGAAGAAAUAAGUUCGCUUCGUCAAGAUAACCUUCAACUAAAGGAGGAUUCCAUUAGGCAGCGUUCAUCACAAGUUCCCAGUGAGAAAAGGAAUGUCGUGUCUAGUGUUAUUCCCCAGCAGGAGACUCAACAGGCUAAUCCUAUGAUGCAUUUGGUUGCUGCAUUUAUUAUUGCCUUGGUGGGCUAUAUCUUGGGCAAGUUCAUACUUUGAAGAACUCCUUGCACUCCAUCCCAGGAAGAAUAGGUAGCAAUCGGCAAAUUUUCUACCAACAUCAGCUGUCCUCCUAUGAUAAAAAUGGAGGAUGAAGAUUACCCAAGUUUGGGUGAACAGUUGCUAGCUGGGUAUAAAAU